Molecule: messenger RNA, 3002 nt
Organism: Otolemur garnettii (small-eared galago)
Lineage: Eukaryota; Metazoa; Chordata; Mammalia; Primates; Galagidae
Gene: GALNT13
Product: polypeptide N-acetylgalactosaminyltransferase 13
Exons: 13
Coding region: 576-2246 (556 amino acids)
Cellular component (GO): Golgi apparatus
Source: RefSeq, a predicted model, not a curated record
GGGGGGCGGGGGCCGGGGGCGAAGUGACCAGGCGGCGGCGGCGGCUCUGCUGAGGUGACAAUGUGCUAGGAUCCCUCGCUCGGUCUCUAGCGCUUCCUCGGCCUGGGCGUCCGCUCUCGCCGCGCUCGCGGAACCCUCCGGCCGCUGCUGCGCUAUGAGGGAGCCUCUCUGGGGCUGGCCGAGGCCGGAGCCGGCUUGCUCUGUUGGCUGGGAAGUGUGAAGAGAAGCGCGGGCGGGAGCUGCGUGCGGUGCUCGCGGGCCGGCGCGGGUUCCAGGUGAGCGCGGGCUCCGCGCGCCCGGCACUCGUCUCAGCCCCCGGCGCCUGCCGGGUUUGAUCGGAGGCUGAAUCCCGAGUGUGGAUUGCCGUUCCCUCUUCGCGGGAUCCUUGGCCGCAAUAGCAGAUGCAUUUUGUGGAAGCAUUUUGAGAAUGAAUGUUUGUGUAUCAUUUUGAAAUUGCCAAGUGCCACAUACAUGGAAUGUAUCCUGCCUUUAUCUUGGAGUUCAUCUCUGUGGCUUGGAUUUAUCACAAUAGCAUUUGCUGUCCAUCUGUGUGUUAACUAGAAAUCAAGAAAGACAUGAGGAGAUUUGUUUACUGCAAGGUGGUUCUGGCCACUUCACUGAUGUGGGUUCUGGUUGAUGUCUUCUUACUCCUGUACUUCAGUGAAUGUAACAAAUGUGACGACAAGAAGGAGAGAUCCCUAUUACCUGCAUUGAGGGCUGUUAUUUCAAGAAACCAAGAAGGGCCGGGAGAAAUGGGAAAGGCUGUGUUGAUUCCUAAAGAUGACCAGGAGAAAAUGAAAGAGCUGUUUAAAAUCAAUCAAUUUAACCUUAUGGCCAGUGAUUUGAUUGCCCUUAACAGAAGCCUGCCGGACGUAAGGUUGGAAGGAUGCAAGACAAAAGUCUACCCUGAUGAACUUCCAAACACGAGUGUAGUUAUUGUGUUUCAUAAUGAAGCCUGGAGCACUCUCCUGAGAACCGUGUACAGCGUGAUAAAUCGUUCCCCACACUAUCUGCUCUCUGAGGUCAUCUUGGUAGAUGAUGCCAGUGAAAGAGAUUUUCUCAAGUUGACAUUAGAGAAUUACGUGAAAAAUUUAGACGUGCCAGUAAAAAUUAUUAGGAUGGAAGAACGCUCUGGGUUAAUCCGUGCCCGUCUUCGAGGAGCAGCUGCUUCAAAAGGGCAGGUCAUAACUUUUCUCGAUGCACACUGCGAAUGCACAUUAGGAUGGCUGGAGCCCUUGCUGGCAAGGAUAAAGGAAGACAGGAAAACAGUUGUUUGUCCUAUCAUUGAUGUGAUCAGUGAUGAUACCUUUGAAUAUAUGGCUGGGUCAGACAUGACUUACGGGGGUUUUAACUGGAAACUGAAUUUCCGCUGGUAUCCUGUUCCCCAAAGAGAAAUGGACCGGAGGAAAGGAGACAGAACAUUACCUGUCAGGACCCCUACUAUGGCUGGUGGCCUAUUUUCUAUUGACAGAAACUACUUUGAAGAGAUAGGAACUUACGAUGCAGGAAUGGAUAUCUGGGGUGGAGAGAAUCUUGAAAUGUCUUUUAGGAUUUGGCAAUGUGGAGGCUCAUUGGAAAUUGUGACUUGCUCCCACGUUGGUCAUGUUUUUCGGAAGGCCACUCCAUACACUUUCCCUGGUGGCACUGGUCAUGUCAUCAACAAGAACAACAGGAGACUGGCAGAAGUUUGGAUGGAUGAAUUUAAAGACUUCUUCUAUAUCAUAUCCCCAGGUGUUGUCAAAGUGGAUUAUGGAGAUGUGUCAGUCAGAAAAACACUAAGAGAAAAUCUGAAGUGUAAGCCCUUUUCUUGGUACCUAGAAAACAUCUAUCCGGACUCCCAGAUCCCAAGACGUUAUUAUUCACUUGGUGAGAUAAGAAAUGUUGAAACCAAUCAAUGUUUAGACAACAUGGGCCGCAAAGAAAAUGAAAAAGUGGGUAUAUUCAACUGUCAUGGUAUGGGAGGAAAUCAGGUAUUUUCUUACACUGCCGACAAAGAAAUCAGAACGGAUGAUUUGUGCUUGGAUGUUUCUAGACUCAAUGGACCUGUGAUCAUGUUAAAAUGCCACCAUAUGAGAGGAAAUCAGUUAUGGGACUAUGAUUCUGAGAGACUCACCUUGAGACAUGUUAACAGUAAUCAAUGUCUGGAUGAACCUUCAGAAGAGGACAAAAUGGUGCCGACCAUGCAGGACUGUAGUGGGAGCAGAUCCCAACAAUGGCUGCUGAGGAACAUGACCCUGGGGGCAUGAAGACCCUUCCCCUUCAAGCAAUGAAAGUGUCUAUGCUUUUGGUUUUUUUCAUUAUUUCAAUUAAGGGAAAAUAUUAACUUUAUUGAAUUGAAAGUUUUAAAAAUCCUUUAAGUAUUCUAAAACACAGUUCUUUGUAAUUUAUUUUUAGGAAUGUUUGCUUAUUUCCCUACUAAAAUUUGUAUCUCAUCAAAGAAGCACAUAAAAAAUACGGAUAAGAGCAAACCAUUAUUAAAUAUCGGAACACCUUGAAAAUCAAAUUGUGUUUGCUUCAAAAAAAAAUUUUUUGUAUUGCCCUCUUGUCAUACGAUUAGUUAGGGGUUCUUUUAUUUUUUGUUGUCAUAGGAAUCGAAAGAAAGAUAAUGUAAAUGCCUUACAAAAUUACUUCAUUAUGAAAUAGUAUCAAUUGCUUUAUAAACUCACUCUUUCUACUAGACCUUCAUGGAAACAUGUUGAAUUUCUACACUGACAACAGGGCCGCAUAUUAGAUUAUUUCUAAACAAUGAAUUAAUCCUGUAAAAUGUUAGUGCUAAAUUUCAUACCAAGAAAAAAGUUAAAUUGGAUAUUGAACUCAUAGAGUCUUUACAAAAGCAUCACAUUGAAACAAAUGUGAAUUUAAAACAGAGAAUUUGAAAAUUCAAUGUAAAGUACAUGAAAUAAGAAAUUAACAAGGCAUUGAGGAGAAAAAGGUGAAGCUAAACGGCAACAUUGUUGAGAGGUACUGUGGCUGGUUGGCAAUCAUUUCUAGUAUGGGCUCAA